Messenger RNA from Anopheles gambiae (African malaria mosquito), 1949 nucleotides. RefSeq names its product high affinity copper uptake protein 1 (gene Ctr1A). Gene Ontology annotation, molecular function: copper ion transmembrane transporter activity. The coding region runs from base 965 to 1705 and encodes 246 amino acids. The transcript has 4 exons. Gene Ontology annotation, cellular component: membrane. Gene Ontology annotation, biological process: copper ion transmembrane transport. The record is from RefSeq and is a predicted model, not a curated record. NCBI's taxonomy places the organism in Eukaryota, Metazoa, Arthropoda, Insecta, Diptera, Culicidae.
GUGCCGAACCGUUGCAGUAGCGAGUAAGGGGGGAGUAUAGAGAGAGAGUGAGAGAGUAAGCAAAUAGUGGCGCGAAGAGAGUCCUUUAAAUCAUUCAUAAAACUCCAAAUGUAAGCAGUGCUUUAGUGGCUUUCGGUGGCUUCCAGUUCGCAACAAAACAUCAAAGGAUCGCGGGAAAACAUUGUGCGCAAAACGGGCUGGCCCGUCGCCCUUCCAUCGCCGCUUUUGGAGCGUCGUUUUUGUAAUGUGCCUCCGUCUCUCUCUGUACCGCGAAUCUUGAUCAUAAAAGUAAUCGUCUUACUUAAGAUUUAACUUUCCGCGCCCUAGUUUCGGGGAACAACUUCUUGCUGCGAUUAUUCCGCGCAUCGAAACGUGUACAAAGCAGUUGACUCGUCUUGAAGGUGUAGAAUUCGUGGAAAAUUUGUCCCGCCACGCUGCAAUGGCGGCAGGAAUCCGGAUUGGUACUUAUUCCAGCGUGUUGAAACAGCUUCAUCAGAAUCCGUGGGGAGGGUGGCUUGUUUGCCGUGCUUGCAACUGUGUGUGCAGUGCGGGAAAAUGGAUUUAAUCCAACGGUAGGAUAGCAGCUAUGUUGCUACUAGGUUGUUUGCGUCGCAAGAAAGUCGGCUGGAAAACAAGCAUUCCUUGCUUGUUGUUCUGUUCGGAUGAUGGGAGAAGAGUUGCCCUUACCCCGGUUAAAUGUAGCUACUGAUUGUGCAGCAAUCACUGUUACAGUCGUUGCUGCUAAAUUUUGGCUCUAACUCACCUAUUUAUUGAUUGCCUUUAAGCAACGUUUAGUCUUCCCUCGUGACCAAACGCACCCGCGACGACCGAGCACCAGGAACCAGGAACAAAAAGGGAUCGCAAGAGAGGGAGCCGGCAAAGUGACGUUGCUGUAAGCCACAAACACACAUCAUCCCCGGUACACGGCCGUUGGACGGUUCGCGAGCUCCACCACCCAUUACUUAUGGACCAUUCGGAGCAUCACGACUACAGCCAGCACGCAAACAUGUCGAGUGGAGGAGCGCACGCAGGACAUACCGGGCACGGGACAGUGGACCACAGUGCACACGAUCACACGAUGAUGGAUCAUGGGGCGCACGAUCACCAUCACGGGGCGGCCGGCGGCAUGGGUGCGGCCAGCCCUGCCGGAAUGGUGCACCACAUGAUGUCGAUGUCGUUUCACGGCGGCUACGAUGAGACGAUUCUGUUCGAGCAGUGGAAAAUCGAUAGCCUGAGCGGGCUGCUCUGGUCGAUGCUGCUCAUCUUCGUGAUGGCCGCACUGUACGAGGGCUUGAAGUACUACCGGGAGCAUCUGUUCUGGCGAACGUACAACGCGCUCCAGUACCGCCCGGUCACCGUGACGGAGAAAAGCAACGGCAACGGUGUGACGGUGGCCGGCGGCACAGCGACCGACGACCGGGCCGGCGGUGCCGGCGUGGGCGACGGUCUCAAUGGAGCCAGCGGCACCGGCACGUCCGCUGAGGAGGGCGCCCGCAUUGUGCAACCGACGAUGCUGUCGCUGAUGCACCUGUUCCAAACGCUGCUGCACAUCCUACAGGUCACGUUAAGCUUCCUGCUGAUGCUGAUCUUCAUGACGUACAACACGUGGCUCUGUCUGGCGGUGGUCCUGGGUGCCGCCCUUGGGUAUUUCCUGUUCGGUUGGAAAAAGUCCGUCAUCGUCGACGUUACUGAGCACUGUCACUAAAAGACACCACCACCACCACCACCACCACAUCCCGCGAUCGGCAAUACAGCAUUCUGUCUGGCCCUGGCGCCGAUGGUGGUCACAUCGACCCGGCCCGAUGUUCUUCCAUAAUAGGCGUUCGGCCGUCAAACGACCUGUUUCUAUCGGCUGUUGAGAGCUAUGAACUAUGAAUUCUGUGGUUCUUUGUAGUGUAAAAAGGGGGAGGAGGUAGAAAAGUGGGAGGGCAAACAUCGAAAAACAAAAA